AGAGAUGUGGAUAUAAGACCUACCUGAGACAGACGAAGAGGCAUCAGAGAAGAUGAAGACUCUGUGUGUUGCUGUUGUUUUGCUGAGUCUCACCUCGGUGGGCCAGCCUGCGACGCUGGCCUGUGAGAAGCUGCUGAAGUCAGACGACCGAUCUCCAAAUUUGACUGGGAGGUGGUACUUCAUAGCCGUGUCCACGGACUCCUGUAUGGUAACAACAUUACUGAAUGCAGUUUUUUGGCCAAGUCUUGCAGUAGACAUCACCUCUAAGGACACGCCCAAACUCUUUGAUGCCAAGUUUUCAAUUAAGAUGUAUGGAUACUGUGAGAGUGAAUCAGACCAGUUUUGGUAUGACAACAACACCCUGUUAGAUGUCGACAGCAACAAUCUUCCAACCGGUAAACCAGAUCAGCUGGUGCAGACCAGCUGUUCUGACUGCAUCAUUAUAAAGACCGAGGACGACCAGAUCCUGAGUGCUUUCUUGCUUUUAAGUAGGAGAAAGACUGUCACUACUGAUGAGCUGAAGGAGUUUGAGGCACAGGUCAAGUGUAUGGGCUGGUUCAAACCGCAGGUCUUAAACACAGAUCACGAGUACCAAAACUGCUCGUCACUUGAGACUGCUGAAAAUGAUUCUUCAAGAUUAUCAAACAUGAUUUAUGAAAGACUGAAAACCACGUACACCGAGCCCCUCCAGUGUCUUGCCGAAACCCUUAUGUAUUACCCCAAAACUGCCUAUGAGUGGGCUCAAGAAAGUUGGGCCUCUCUUUGGUAAAUGUGCUGGUGCACAGCUAUGAUAAAAAUUCACUCACACGAUCAUGUUUUUGUGAAAUGGUGCAACCCUACUCAAGAUGUUGACUUGCUUGAUGGGGAACUGGUUACUGAUUGAUUUACUGUUUUAAAAGAUGAAGACUCUCUAACCCAAUAAGACCCCCUUUGUCUACAUUCAGGUUUUAAGCGGUGAUCUGUAGUGCUUUUCGACAACAUGUUCCCUCUUUCAGACAGUUCAGUCACCAUUAAUAAUGACUGAUUUUUCCUCAUCAAAAAAAUAAAUGAUUGGUGAAAUGUAA
Messenger RNA from Epinephelus lanceolatus (giant grouper), 1064 nucleotides. RefSeq lists its product as uncharacterized. The record is from RefSeq and is a predicted model, not a curated record. Lineage: Eukaryota; Metazoa; Chordata; Actinopteri; Perciformes; Serranidae.